GACUGAGCCUCCCACCUACGUCAUCGCCCACCCCACACGACUGCAGCUCCCUCCCCCUCCCCAAAGCCCCGAGCCCGACACCGCGAGGCGGAGAUUCCCAGAUCGGCGGCGAUGCCCGCGCCGGCGGCGCUAGCCCUCGCGGCGGCCCUGCUGCUCGCCGCUGCGUCCAUCUGCGCGGAGGCCGUGUGGCUCGACAUGCCGCAGACCGGGACCAAGUGCGUGUCGGAGGAGAUCCAGGCCAACGUGGUGGUGCUCGCCGACUACGCCCUCAUGUACGAGUCCCACCCCUCCGCCCACCCCACCAUCGCCGUCAAGGUUACUUCACCAUAUGGGUACACCUUACAUGAAAGUGGAAACAUUACAGUUGGUCAAUUUGCAUUCACAACCUCGGAAGCUGGAAACUUCCUUGCCUGCUUCUGGAUAGAUAGUGCAGAGAAAGGAUCAGGCGUAUCUGUAAAUCUUGAUUGGAAGACUGGAAUUGCAACAAAGGAUUGGGAUGCUAUCGCUAAGAAGGAAAAAAUAGAGGGCGUAGAACUAGAGCUUAGGAAGCUUGAAGUGGCUGUACAGUCGAUUCAUCAGAACAUGGUAUACCUCAAAGCAAGGGAAGCGGAGAUGAGGGAGGUGAGCGAGAAAACAAACGGCAGGGUUGCUUGGUUCAGCAUCAUGUCGCUGGGCGUCUGCGUCGUGGUGUCGGUUUUGCAGUUCUGGCACCUUCAAGGGUACUUCAGGAAAAAGAAGCUCAUCUAGACUAAACCCGUUCGAUGUUGCGCAUUAGCCCAGAUUGUUGUUCACUUUGUGGGGGGGAAAGGUAGAGUUAUUUCUUCAUGUUUGGUUCGAACAUUUCACGCUAGUGGAGAACUCAUGGCAUGUACUGUACGCAAUGUAAUCAUGAUCCACUUUAGCCUUGUUGUAUUAUGGUUGGUUGGAGAGUGGAGGCAUGCCGAAGUA
Triticum urartu is the source of this 948-nucleotide messenger RNA. Its product is annotated as transmembrane emp24 domain-containing protein p24delta3. Lineage: Eukaryota; Viridiplantae; Streptophyta; Magnoliopsida; Poales; Poaceae. The record is from RefSeq and is a predicted model, not a curated record.